Molecule: messenger RNA, 302 nt
Organism: Nezara viridula (southern green stink bug)
Lineage: Eukaryota; Metazoa; Arthropoda; Insecta; Hemiptera; Pentatomidae
Source: the annotation of a GenBank genome assembly
UCAGUUGGUCGUUGAUGAAAUUUUAGUGCAUAUGGGUUCCCAAAACAGGAUCCAGGAUGACCUCUACGACGAUGAACCGAACUUCCAAAAUAUCUGUUAUUAUCUCCACUACCUGAGGUCUCCUGUAGAGGCAGGUAGUCAAAUGAGGAGCAGCUCCCGGAGCAAAAAACAUCUCCAAACCCAGGCGAGCCUAGCGGGGCACAUGUCUGGGCGCUGUCCUUAUAUGGAGUCUGGUGGGCCUUGAUUGAGCUUCUUCUCGCCGCAGUUCUGUCAAAGAGGAUUAGAAUUUAGUAAAAAUUGUU